AUGACUUUAGGUUUCCAUAUUGAGGAGCCAGAGAACAGCAGCUCCGGCCUCCCUGGUAUCUCGUACGCCCCCUACCGUCGCGAUCAUCAGUGCAAGACCAAGGAUCAGGUCAAGAAUGAUCUCGACCGCCUUGGAGGCUCUUACUCGCUUAUCCGUAUCUACGGCACCGACUGUGACCAGGUGCCCAUCGUCUACUCUUGCGCCAAGGAGAACAACAUGAAGGUGUUCCUCGGCAUCUGGGAUCUCGACUCUGUUCAGGAGGAGGCCCAGAAGAUUAUUGAUGGCGUCGACGGCGACUGGUCCAUAGUUAGCACCAUCAGCGUCGGAAACGAGCUCGUCAACAAGGGCGAGGCUAGCCCUGAGAAGGUCCUCGGCGCCGUUAAGCAGGCCCGACAGAUCCUCCGUGCCGCCGGAUACGAAGGCCCUGUUGUCACUGUCGAUACUUUUGUUGCUGCCGGUGCGAACCCCGAGCUCUGCGCUGAGAGUGACUACUGCGCUAUCAACGCCCACGCCUUCUUCGACUCUACCAUCUCCGCUGGCGAGGCCGGUGUCUGGCUCUCCAAGACCAUCGACGACCUCAAGGCCAAGCUGCCCAAGGACCAGAGAAUUGUCGUCUGCGAGAGUGGCUGGCCCGUCAAGGGUAAGGCCAACGGACUCGCUGUCCCAGGUCUGGCCGAGCAGAAGCUGGCCAUCAAGGCCAUAGAAGAGGCCUUUGCCGACCACAUGGAGGACCUCAUUCUCUUCUCCGCCUUCAACGACCCCUGGAAGAAGGAGGAGGCUUGGUCCUUCAACGCUGAGCCAUACUGGGGCAUUGACGGCGCUGUUUCGUCGUCCGACUAGUUGAGGUUCCGAUGAUGUUUUUUGUCCGUUGACACGAUUUCUUAACACUCACGUCUUUAUCCUUUUUACUUUUCUUAUGCUCUUUUUGGAUGUUGCUCAUCUUGUACGAUUGUGGAUGACUUUGGGCACCCUCCGUCGUAUGGCGGGACUGUACGCGCCUGUUAUGUCGCCAGGGGAUGGGAAUGGACAUUGGACGUUCAGCCACAGCAGAAACGAAAAAGAAGGAGACGUUUACAGUAGCGAGACACUCGAAAAUUAGUGGUUGGGUAUGGGCUUGGACUGUUGACGGCCUGUUCCUAUCCCCUUUGGCUGUUGUUGUCUUCGAAGGGUUCGAAAAGAAUAUCGUUUUGUAUUAUACUUGAAUGAAUUGAAUGGAUCAGAAUUAUGCA
Molecule: messenger RNA, 1229 nt
Organism: Fusarium vanettenii 77-13-4
Lineage: Eukaryota; Fungi; Ascomycota; Sordariomycetes; Hypocreales; Nectriaceae
Exons: 2
Coding region: 1-840 (279 amino acids)
Biological process (GO): cell wall organization
Cellular component (GO): extracellular region; fungal-type cell wall; cell surface
Molecular function (GO): 1,3-beta-glucanosyltransferase activity; glucan endo-1,3-beta-D-glucosidase activity
Source: RefSeq, a predicted model, not a curated record